UUCUGUUCCCUACCCGGCCUCAUUUAACACUUGCCUGACGCCUAUCUUAACCUCGAUACGCUUGUUUCCGCACGACCUUGAACGACGAACAGGAACGACGAGGAACACGGCGCAGAGAACGGCUAUACCUCUCGAGAGGUAGCUGAGGAGUGUUGAUCAUUCUCAUCCUCGGGAUAGCCACGCCCUAGAGUAUCGCAGCCCGCCAGAAUCAAUUUUCCAACCUUCCGAUAUUCGAAAUGGCAUACAACAACGGCGGGUAUCAGGACCAGCAGCGGCCCUAUGCAGGACCGGCAGCACGAGCACCCCGCGGGCCACCUGGAGGGGGCUACCCUCCGGCACCACAACAAUACGACCAGUAUCAAGACAACUACGAUUAUGGUUACGAUCAAUACGAUAAUGGUUAUGGACAGGAUUACGGCCCUCCACCGCAAGACAUGGGCUAUGGCAGAGGUCCACCGCCCCCUAACCGGGGUUAUCCGCCCCAGGACAUGUACGGACCUCUCGGACCUGGCGGUCUUGGCAGGGGAGGCCGUCCUCCUCCGUCUGGUGCUCCCCCCAGGGGGGGAGGACCGAUGCGUGGGCCCCCUUUCCCCCGCGGUGGUGGGCAGGCCCCGGGUCCUGGUAGAGGAUAUCCGCCUCUCGGCCGAGGUGGUCGACCAGGACCCCUCGAGCGAUCGGCUACCUCGGACUUUAAUGGCAACCGUCACCCGCCUCCGAUGGCAAGCCCGAACGAACAUGAUUUCGGUAGUCCAUUCCCCGUAUUUCCCGGACAUGCCAGGAGGACCGAUCUGGACGAGGAGAACGAAAUCUUACACAAGAUGGGCGGGAUUGAUCUUAAUGGGGCGAGGGCGCCGAUGUCUCCGCCAAACAACGCUGGUCCUGGAAGAGGCGGACCUAGAAGGGCGCCAUCUAUGGACGAGUACGGGCGUCCAUCUAUGGAUGGUCAAAGAGGUGGGAGGGGAGGUCUUCCCCCACAAGGCCCCCCCCAAGGUCCCCCCCAUGGGUAUCCGGACCCAAGACGUGGCCCGCCGCCCGAUCAGGACUAUGGAUAUCACGACAGCGGAUAUGGUCCCCCGAUGUCGCCUACCAGAGAUGGAUUUGGACCUCCUCCCAGAAGCAUGACAAUGCCUGCUAAUAACGACUACAUGCGGAAUGCUAUGCCUCCACCGCGCAUGGAUGGCCCCCCCUAUAAUGGCCCCCCAGCACGUAAUAUGCCUCCCCCUCAACGGCCAUCCACCGCCCAGGGCGGCCGGCCCCCUCCUCAGAGGACGUAUCCUGACCAGGGCCCGCCGGUACAAUUCAAUAACGGAGGCUUGCAACCUCCGGGCUGGAACGAUGAGCCGGACCGUUCUUCCUUUGGCGACUUCUACGAUUCUUACUACGACCAGGGACCGGGUGGUGAACAAUACCCUCCCGGUCCGCCCGGUCCGCCCGGUCCGUCUGGUCCGUCUGGCCCACCUGGCCCUCCGGGCCCUCUUGGCCCGCCCGCGCCCAUCGGUCCACCUGGUCAUGGAAACCAUUUCCAGGAAGAGAUCCCGGACUUCAACGCCGUUCCGUCGCAGCGCCCGCGUGAGUCUCUUGAGCAGCAUAUGACCACCGGCCAGCCUGGAAUGCCUCAACCCGGCCCUGGUCGACUGCCCGAAAUGUCGAGAGCUAAAUCGCAGCCGAACUUACGUGAGCCCCAAGCUGCUAUUUUCGAAAUGGCCGGCGAUAUGCCACCUGUACCAGAGGGCGGGUUCCAAGCAUACAAACCUCCAAGCGCAGGCCCCGGUCUACCUGGAAACCCUGCUGCUAUGAGGCAAAACUCACAAGGAGGAUUCCAAGGCGGCCCUGGUUCCGGACAUCCGGCUCCUAUUCGUCCUGGACUCAUGCCGAAUUCAAUGGUCAACAUGAACGAGAAGCCGGCUCCCGUCCGUAACUAUAACGAGAGCCCUUCUGCGGCUGCCGGAGCACAAGCCCGUUCUCCACCGCCGGCGCAGAAUGGGGGACGGCCUGCUGGCGUUGAGAAGGUGCCGGUCACUAUCGAGGAACUAGAGCGUCUCCGGGCUGCUAUAAAAAACGAUCCGAAUGAUCAGCAGUCGGCCCUCACGCUCGCUAAAAAACUCGUCGAAGCGGCAGAUGUCCUCGUCCCCCGACUCCCCGAUCCAAAGUCAAGGGCAAGAUCCCGCGAACGGUACCUAGUGGAUGCGCAUAAGAUUCUGAAGAAGCUCGUCAGCGCGCAAAAUUCGGAUGCGAUGUUCGUCCUAGCAGACUGCAUGGGCCGUGGCGUGCUAGGCGAGACUGACAACAAGGAAGCCUUCACACUUUACCAGUCUGCUGCGAAGCUAGGAAACGCUGCUGCAGCCUAUCGAACAGCCGUGUGCUGUGAGCUAGGCAAUGACGAAGGAGGCGGCACGCGUAAGGAUCCGCUCAAGGCGAUUCAGUGGUAUAAGCGUGCUGCUACUCUAGGAGACACACCCGCGAUGUAUAAGGUUGGAAUGAUCUUGCUGAAGGGACUGCUUGGUCAGCCUAAGAACCCGCGGGAAGCUGUGGGGUGGCUGAAACGGGCCGCGGAGCGAGCAGAUGCCGAGAAUCCCCAUGCCCUCCACGAACUAGGGCUCCUGUAUGAGUCGGCGCAGCCCAAUGAUGCUAUCGUACGCGACGAAGCCUAUGCCUUUAAGCUAUUCGAGCAAGCGGCUCAGCUAGGUUACAAAUUCAGCCAGUUUAGAAUGGGGUGUGCCUAUGAGUACGAGCUUAUGGGCUGCCAGAACAACCCGCGCCUAUCCAUUAUGUGGUACAGCCGGGCCGCUGCUCAAGAAGAGCAUCAGUCAGAACUGGCGCUUAGCGGUUGGUACCUGACAGGGAGCGAUGGUGUCCUACAGCAAAGCGAUACGGAGGCAUACCUAUGGGCGAGAAAGGCGGCUCUAGCUGGGCUGGCGAAGGCCGAGUAUGCCAUGGGUUAUUUUACGGAAAUCGGCAUUGGUGUGCCCGCCAAUCUAGAGGACGCGAAACGUUGGUAUUGGAGAGCAGCAAGUCAGGACUUCCCCAAAGCCCGGGAGCGUCUGGAGGAUUUGAAACGAUCUGGCAAGAACGGGCCUCGUCAGCGGGAGCGCAUUUCUCGAAGCAAGAUGGGCAAACAACAGGAGGGCGAGUGCUCCGUGAUGUAGGAUGCUCGGGCCACACCCACCAAAC
Molecule: messenger RNA, 3171 nt
Organism: Durotheca rogersii
Lineage: Eukaryota; Fungi; Ascomycota; Sordariomycetes; Xylariales; Xylariaceae
Exons: 3
Coding region: 237-3146 (969 amino acids)
Molecular function (GO): protein binding
Source: RefSeq, a predicted model, not a curated record